AUGACCUCCGAGGCAACAAAGACGAGAGGCCAGAGCAUCCUGCUCAUUCACGGCCCAAAUCUCAACCUGCUAGGCACACGAGAGCCUGAGAAGUACGGCAAAGAGACCAUGUCGGACAUCGAGCAGAAGGCGCAGAAGCAGUGCACCGAGCUCGGGCUAGGAUUCGAUGCGUUCCAGUCGAACCACGAAGGAGCUCUCAUCGACCGCAUCCACGCUGCACGAGCCGAUGGAACGGCGGCCAUCGUCAUCAACGCAGGUGCGUACACACAUACAAGUGUCGCGCUCCGAGAUGCACUGUCGAGCGUGCCGGUGCCAUUCAUCGAGGUCCACAUCUCGAAUGUCCACGCUCGCGAGCCGUUCCGACACCACUCCUACCUCUCGGACGUUGCAAAAGGCGUGAUAGUCGGACUGGGCUCCUUCGGGUAUACGGCGGCGAUCUCGUUCAUUGCCAGCAAGCUGGCAAGGGGUGGCUUUGCUUGA
Molecule: messenger RNA, 480 nt
Organism: Moesziomyces antarcticus
Lineage: Eukaryota; Fungi; Basidiomycota; Ustilaginomycetes; Ustilaginales; Ustilaginaceae
Product: 3-dehydroquinate dehydratase
Exons: 3
Coding region: 1-480 (159 amino acids)
Biological process (GO): quinate catabolic process
Molecular function (GO): 3-dehydroquinate dehydratase activity
Source: RefSeq, a predicted model, not a curated record